Lutzomyia longipalpis is the source of this 4981-nucleotide messenger RNA. Its product is annotated as A disintegrin and metalloproteinase with thrombospondin motifs like. NCBI's taxonomy places the organism in Eukaryota, Metazoa, Arthropoda, Insecta, Diptera, Psychodidae. Gene Ontology annotation, molecular function: metalloendopeptidase activity. The record is from RefSeq and is a predicted model, not a curated record. Bases 1299 to 3230 code for a protein of 643 amino acids. Gene Ontology annotation, biological process: proteolysis. The transcript has 14 exons.
AGUCUAUGCCGACCUGUACACGAAGACGGUCGUCGCCUCUUCUGUGCUUUUUUUUAACGUUAACAAACCAUCUCAUAUACAUUUUUAUUGUUGUAUUUCGGGUGAAACGCGACGUUUUCUCCAUUUUCUGUGUGAAAAAAAUUAAUUCUUCUCUUCAUUUUUUUUCGGGGGAAAUCCCACAAGUGCCCAAAAGACUCUAAAGACAAUUUUCUUUGCAAAUAUAUCAGUUUUGGUUCCUUCAAAGGUGAAAUUGCAAGUGUUUUAGGAAGUUUCUUUUGCUGCAUUUUUUCCACUUCUUCUUUUUCACCAUCAAAGAGGGAAAAUCUCUUUUCACCUAAAAGAUUUCUACAACCUUGGACAAUUUAUAAAAUAAAUUGUGAAUGUGCAACAUUUUUUCUCUCACUAAAAGGGGGCUCUCAGACACACGCGUGAAAGAGUUUCUGUGACUGAAUGGCAAUUUUUGUGUGACCUCACGAGUAAUUUUUUCUAUCCACAUCAACUUGGAUAGUUUAAAAAGCUCACGGAGAGACUCUAACUAAGAUACCUACAAAAUUAUUGAAUAGUGUGUGGAUGUAAUAUUUCUUUCUGGAAAUUUUUCUGUGAGACAUUUUGCAAAAAAUAAAUUCGGGUUGUUUUCCCCGCGCACGAAAAUAGUGAAGAAAAAAAAAGAAGUAAAUUUGCUCAUUCAGAGGACGUACGAAGAGCGAAAGGUGAAAAAAAGUUGGUGGUUUAGCUUUCAAAUACACCUGAAUGGAUUUUAAAACUAACAUAGAGUUGGUUGGUGUGGUUGGUGUGUUGGAAAUUCCUCCACAAAUGCAACAAGUUCACAAUCGCGUUGGAGAGAAAGUGAAUUUUCAUAUCAGACACGUCGUAUAAGAAGUUGCCUCUGUUGAGACUUUUUUUUAUACAUUUAAUAUAUUUUAUAUAUUUUAACAAAUACAACUGUGUGUGGAAUUAAAAAUAUAUAAAUACAAGGAAAAGCCAAAAAAGCAGCAAAUGCCAAGACUUGUGCUUUUUCUUUCAAUCACACACUAUUAAGAAAGAAAGAAAAAAACCUAUUGCCACAUAACUGUGUGUGCGCGCAUUUUUCUUGCCACCUCUGAAAAACCACCUCAACUUCAAAUUCCCGGACUUUGGUGUGAAUUUCUGGAAAGAGAGCUUUUUUGCCAAGAAGGAAAAACGCAAAAAGUGUCCAAACAAAGCUCGUGGAAGUAUCCGCGUGUAACGAAUUGAUAAAAUUCGUGCAAACUCUGAAUGGAUGUCGUUGGGAUUUAAACUUGGAUAACAUACAAAAUUAAAUGACAAAGUUAACCAGUUGCAAAGAUAAAUACAAAAUGAUGAAUCUGAGAUUCUUUCUGGCGACAUGGACACUAGUCUGCACAUGUUCAGCACUACCAGAUAUCCACCUGCAAAUGUCGCCAGAGCAACUACACACAGUCUUCCAUGUGGAUAGUGUGGAAAAUGUGCCAAACUAUGAGCUAAUUGAGCUCCUACAUCACACCCCAACUCUCCAUCGUGUCCGGAAACGUGCCGUAGACUCGGGGAGUACUGCCAAUUUACUGCCGCAUCAUGUGAAGAAGGAUCUGAGUAAGACACCCUUCUUCACGCUCCCCAAAUCACCACCACCACCACCCCUAGUUGACAGUAGUAGUGAUAGUGCCGAUAGGAAUAGUGUUAGUAAUGAAAUUCCCGGUGUCAAUGUUAAUUUAAGUGAUGUGAAAGAGCACAGAGUGUCAUUUACUGCCUUUGGUGAGAAAGUUAAUCUCAAUCUUAAGCCCACGGAGGGACUUUUCAAAGAUGGGCCACAAUCUCUGCGUAUGUGGACUGUUCAUUCGGACCCGAAUGCCACACAAGGACUCAACUAUGAAGAAAUUACCCAGGAUGAGGAGCAAAAGGAGGAAGUUGGUCACGUUUUUCAAGAUGAAAGCAAAAUGGCAGCCAUUCUCAUGAGGAGACAAUUGGAGACUGGAGAUCUUAUAAUGGAGGGAAGUGUUGGUCAUGAACUGAUGAUUCGACCACUACCGCAGGGAAUUGCAUCUCCACUGAAUAGUUCAAGUGUUCAACACGUUGUCUACAGAAGACAAUCUGAUCCUAUGGAUCAAUUGAGUGAUUUUGCUUAUAUGGAGCCUGAUCGAUUGCAGAAGCGCUACAGACGAGGUGACUAUGCAAAUGUAACACGAUCAGGACGCACUAAAAGGGCUGUGCCACAUGUAAUUUAUCCAGAAAUUCUCGUUAUUGUCGAUCACGAUGGUUAUCGGUUACACGGCGGUGACAAUGUUCAGGUUAAGCGAUAUUUUGUGUCAUUCUGGAAUGGUGUUGAUUUACGUUAUCGCCUACUGAAAGGUCCCCGCAUAAGAAUCAGCAUUGCUGGCAUUAUUAUUUCAAGGGGACGCGAUGCUACGCCAUAUUUAGAAAGAAAUCGUGUUGGACGUGAUGCCAUCGAUUCUGCUGCAGCACUUACAGACAUGGGAAAGUAUCUUUUCCGGGAGCGGCGACUACCAGUUUAUGACAUCGCUGUGGCAAUUACAAAACUUGAUAUGUGCAGAAGGCAAUACGCGAAUGACGUAUGCAAUCGCGGUACUGCAGGUUUCGCGUACGUCGGUGGUGCAUGUGUGGUCAACAAGAGAUUAGAGAAGGUGAAUAGCGUGGCAAUAAUUGAAGAUACAGGUGGUUUCAGUGGCAUAAUUGUGGCAGCUCAUGAAGUUGGACACCUGCUCGGCGCUGUGCACGAUGGUUCACCACCGCCAAGUUAUUUGGGAGGUCCAGGAGCGGAAAAAUGCCGCUGGGAAGAUGGCUACAUCAUGUCAGACUUGCGACACACAGAACGUGGUUUUAGAUGGUCACCGUGUAGUAUUCAGAGUUUUCAUCAUUUCCUCAAUGGCGACACUGCCAGUUGCCUACAUAAUGCCCCCCAUGAAGAUGAAGCCCUGGGCCGAGCCCUACCAGGAACACUGCUAUCGUUGGAUGCGCAAUGCAGGAGAGAUCGUGGCACAUCAGCAUGCUUCAAAGACGAGCGAGUAUGCGCCCAGCUAUUUUGCUUUGAUGCCGCCAGUGGUUACUGCGUAGCCUACCGGCCGGCAGCUGAAGGAUCAUCCUGUGGUGAUGGAUUGCAUUGUCUUGACGGAAGAUGUGUCCCCGAAAAUGAAAACAUAAUUCCUGACUAUUCACAACAUACCCCUAGCUAUGCUAGUCCAAAUGCAUACAAUUCUCCGCUUAGUGGACGUAUUUAAACGAUGAGCAAUGCCAUUACAACGACAACGAGAAUGGGAAGAUUUAUUAGAAUGUAAAGAAUAAAGAAGAAAAAAAGAAAGAUUUAUUAAUUGAAAAAGAAUGGAAACAAAAAUGUGAAGAAAUACGAAGAUUUUCUCUGGAACAAUUUAACAACAAAAAAGAAGUAUUUUUUUAUACAAUAAAAAAUCUUUUUAGUCUGUAAUUUAUAGGAUAAAAUUGUAUACCAUGAGAUCCACCAAGAAGAGUGUGGGGAAUUCUUUUUUUAUAUAAAUAAAUAAUAAAAUUGAUUUAUUAGGAAGUUAAUUAAAUAUUGUGUGAGAGGAUUUGAGUAAGAAUGUUUUAUAAUUUACAUUAAGUGGAACAAUUAGGGUUUUUUUUUAAAUGAUUUUUGUGCUUAUAAAUGUCCCAAAACUUUGUUUCUUUGUAAAAGAAUUUACAUGGAUUGUAUAUUUUCUUCUUCAUCUUGAGGAUUUAAGGAUAAUCAAUGAAGGAUUCAGAGAACAAAAUUUUGGAACAUUUCUAAACAUUUAAUUAAAAAAAAAAGAAACCCCAAAUGGACUACAAAUAAGAAAAAUUGUGAUAGACGGUUCAAUUUAAUUGUAAAAGAAGCAAUAAAAAAAACAAUUUGUACUUUAUAAAAUACAAAAAAUAAAAAAAAUAUGAGACGUAGAUAGAGAUUUCUCAGUGAGAUUUCAUUGAAAAAUAGAGAAUUUAAUGGGGAUAUUGACACACAAAGUGUUCAAUUCCUUGAAAAAAAAAAAUUUAAAAACAAUUAUAAAUAAAAAUCACCUCAAAGCACAUAAAAUUAUUUUCUUUUAACAUAAUUUAUGUGAUUCUCAUUGUGAGAUGAUCAUCAUUGAUAUUCUUUUACCAUUGUCAGCCUUAAUAUUCCUUUUUUUACAUUAGUAUUUUAUUUUUUUUCUUUUUUGAAUCUUCUUUAAAAAAAUCAAUUUUUAAAGAAAAGAACCUAAAGAAAUUUUCUUUUUUGCCACACUUUUGUAUUCUUUUUGAGAAUUUACUUCUUUGGGAAUUUGCAAUUGAAAUGAAAUAAGGAUCUUCAGUGCUUCACCCUGAGAUAUUAAACGAGGUGAAAAUUAGAACUUUUAGAGAUCAUUUUUCAAAGAAAAUAAUAAGUGCAUUAUAUUUAUUAAUUUCUUUCUAAAUCCUAAAGAUUUAUACUCAAUUUAAAUUAAAAUUGCACCGAAGUCAAGCCUUUGGACUCAAUUAAAUCACAUUUAGAAAGAUAAAUAAAUAAGAAGAAGAAUUUGUUCUUCAAAGAAGUGCUCUGAUUGGCUGAAAAAAAUUCGGACAAAGCAUUUUCAUUGGCUAAUCAUCCCCAUGCAGGGGUGGUGCCUAAUUGCAAGCCUAACUUGAACAGAAUAAAGUAGCACAAGAAGGGACCUUAAGAAGAGAAGAAUGAAAUAUGAGACCUUUUCCCAGUUUUCAUUGCAAAAGUAAAGAAAAAGCAGAAAAAGAAAAUGCAUAAAUUGCGUGCAUGUGUGUAGUGAUAAGAUUGUGGCGUGUCACGAAGGGAAUAUAGAGAAGUAUGUAAUGUACUACAAAGGUACGUCGCGAAGAUGAACAUUGCCAGGAAAAGAUAUUUUUGUAAAUAAAUAAAAAAAAAUCAUUGCCGUUUAAAAAAAAAGGAAAUAAAUAAUGUAAUAACAUGACUGUAAUAGGUAAUGAUUAUUUUGUAUGACUGGAAAAUGAUAAAAAAAUAUAUAAAUUACAUUUUAGAGAUGAGAUAAAA